Micromonas pusilla CCMP1545 is the source of this 2040-nucleotide messenger RNA. RefSeq lists its product as uncharacterized. NCBI's taxonomy places the organism in Eukaryota, Viridiplantae, Chlorophyta, Mamiellophyceae, Mamiellales, Mamiellaceae. The transcript has a single exon. Bases 1 to 2040 code for a protein of 679 amino acids. The record is from RefSeq and is a predicted model, not a curated record.
AUGAGUCAUAGGUCAGUCCACCCGGGGCGCGUGGGCGGCGCGAUGGCAGCGCGCUGUCGUCCCGCCGCGUGCCCGGCGCGGUCGCGUCCGCGGCCGGGGGGGUCGCGUCGGCGAGCGCCGGUGCCAUCGCCGGCGCCCCGGAGGCCGCCGGCGUCGCGCGGCGUCGCGCGCGCGACCGGCUCCGCCGCGAACGACGGCGACGGCGGGAAAGGGGAUCCCGCCGGCGCCUCCGCGAGCGAACGCGGCGGCGUGUGGAACGGCCUAGCCGGCGCGAGGCGGUUCGUGGACAAGAUGAAACUCACCAGGGCGUCGGCGGACGACGCGGACGCGGCGUCGGACGCGGCGGAGAGGAAGGCGAGGGCGCGAGCCGCGGCCGCGGACGGCGCGCGCGCGACCGGGGCGCAGAGCUUCGGUGACCCGUUGGGGGUUGCGAACGCUUGGGAGGGAUCCGAGGAGGACGACGACGCCGCGGACGCCGCGAGCGGCGCGAGCGACGACGAGAAGAGCUCCGCGGAGGCGCGCGUCGGGUCCGGCGCGAACGCGGGGAGCACGGCGAGCGACGGCGACGACGACGCGAUCGCCGCGGCGUCGUGGGGAGAAGAGGACGGCGCGAGGGAUGACGCGGACGAGGACGACGCGCGCGGCGAAGAAAAUCGACGCGACACGGCGGCGCGGUCCCGAUCCGGCGUCUGGUCCGCGGUCGUGAACAGCGCGGAGGUCAUCCUCCUCGCGACCGCGGGCGGCGUGAAAGCGACGCAGUUCCUCACGCAGCGCGCGGAGAUGUCGCGGGCGCGGAGGGCGCACGAGAAGAAGCUGAGGGCGCACGACAAGGCUGUGAAAAAAGCGAAAGAAAUCGCAGCGCAACGCGGGGGCGUCCCCGCGGUCCCCGUCCCGCCGCCGCCGCCGCCGACGCUCCCGGCGGCGACGCACGUCGGAUGGCUCGCGGACGGCGCCCUCCUCGGCGCGAUGGCGUUGGGGGUGAUCGUUCGAAGGGCGGGCGGCGGCGCGGGGGGAGAAGAGAAUCGCGCGCCGCCGCCGCUGCCCACCUACGGGUACGCGCAAGUCGACGCCGACACCCCCGCUGGCGCGGCGGCAGACGCGUCCAGCGCGGUCGGCGCGGUCGGCGCGGCGACGAGCUCGAACGACGAUCACCUGGACGACAUCUUGAAGCGCGUGAGAGCGCGCGCGGCGACCAUCGCGGACGACGUGAGGGCGUCCAAGGAGGAGGCGGAGGCGGCGGCGGCGCGACUCGACGCCGCGGCGGCGGCGACGGCGGAGCGGCGUCGGCUUCGCGCGCCGAGCGAGCCGUUCGAUCCGUUCCUGCCCAUGCCCGGCGCCGCCGAGGAUGGUGACGCGGCGACGAUGGAGGACGGGGAGGAGAAGCAGGCGGCGUUGGGGACGAGCUCGAUGACGAGCGUGGAGGCGCGAGCCGCUGAGGCGCUGGCGGAGAUGCACAGAAAAUCGCUCGAGAUGGCUGUCGCGGCGGAGCGCGCGGCGACGGAAGCGCGCGCGGAGGCGGACGAGGCGAAGCGCGGGCGGCUCGCGGACGUCGCGGAGGCGAACGCGCGCGCGGAGGCUGCGGAGCGCGCGGCCGUCGAAGCGCGCGCGCGCGCGGAGGAGGCGGAGGAGCAGUCGCGAAGGAUGCGCGAAAAGUUUUCUUCAGACGCGGAUCGCGCGAUGUCGUCCAUUCGGUACCUCGCGGCUCAGAGCGGCGCGUUCGCCGCCGACGCCGGGCCGGAACUCCGCGACGGCGAGUGGAGGAGCGUGAACGAGGUGACGUACCGCUCCACGAGCACGGGCCGGUCGCCCCCGGGGGUGGGUGGGUUUCCGGGGUCGUCGCGCGGCGGCGACGCGGAGGAGGGCUCGCCGCCGUACGAGCUCACCGCGGGGGACGACUCCAGGACGAUGGACGCGUGGACGAGCGGCGGGGCGGAGGAAGACGAGGAGACGAUCGCGCUGAAGCGGGAGAUCGAGGAGUUGAAGAGGAAAGCCGCGGAGGCGCGGUCGCGAAGGGAAGGGCUCGCGAGAGAGUUGGAAUAG